CUUCGAAGAUGAAGAGCUACCAGGACUGGUGUGAACGCGGAAUGGGAUUGAAUAGUGUGAUCGAAUUUGUUGGGAGAUAUUAUCAACUUAGCUGGCCUUUCAGACUUACGUCUAGGCGGUAGGGAGAAUGGAUGUAAUCCAAAGGCUUUGUGAGAGAAACUCUAAUAAAUGGAAGGCUGAGGAGGAGGGAUCUCGUGAACCGAGGAUUGUCCCUUAUCUUCUUAGAGUUGCUUAUCGCAAAUCCUUACCUCAUCAUUCAGAACAAGGUGUGGCCAGUGCACUCGCUCGUUCGGGCGCUAAGUGACGGGAAGCUUUCUUUCUUCCAACUACCCCACAGCGCCAAAAUCCUCCAAUGUCAACCUCAUCGAAGGAUGUAUUCUCGAAGCGCUUCCAAUGUUGGGUGACAGGCGCGCCGCAUAAGCGCGAUACCUCUUCUUCUACACAACGAGCCUUCAAUCCACAAUUUCCAAGUUAUUUCAUGAAGACUUCAAUUUCGUGCACACUUGCCUCACGCCCCGGGGCCGAUGAUAGUCAAUGUCGGAGCGCAGCGGUCCAUCACCGGUGCUGCCCCCACAACGUCAAGCCAUUUCGAUCAGAACCGUGUCGUCCAGUUUCAGGCAGCAUGGAGGGGAAGCGAGCUUCAGCAUCGAUUUCGUCGGGAAGGGCCAUUUCGGGGCAGAGUCACCGACAAGCUGUAACGUCCAUCCGGCCCACUUGCACUAUUCGUACGACCGAUCAUCACCCAUGGGUAUUUGUAUUGGAACUGCAGGUGGCCGCCAAACGGGCCGCGCACACCGCCAGGCCAUUUCGGCAGGCCGUGGCUUCAGCCUCCCGCACCCAUUUCGCAGGCUUAGCAGUCGAACAUCAGCCACUCAUGGUCGUUCACCAGCUUUACUCCAGCCUCGAUACUUCGCACACGAUGUCCCGGAGACCAGUCAUUUCUACCGGGGUAGCAAAAGUUUUUCGCGUAACGGAGGUCCUCUUAGAUGCGAGUAAUAUGCAGCGUGCCAUUAGCCCGAUACGCGGCUGAGGCAACGCCGCUUGAACACCGAACUUACUGCGAGAUUCACUCGCCACGGUCU
Messenger RNA from Colletotrichum godetiae, 1082 nucleotides. RefSeq lists its product as uncharacterized. The transcript has a single exon. NCBI's taxonomy places the organism in Eukaryota, Fungi, Ascomycota, Sordariomycetes, Glomerellales, Glomerellaceae. The record is from RefSeq and is a predicted model, not a curated record. Bases 353 to 1030 code for a protein of 225 amino acids.